Molecule: messenger RNA, 1050 nt
Organism: Balaenoptera musculus (blue whale)
Lineage: Eukaryota; Metazoa; Chordata; Mammalia; Artiodactyla; Balaenopteridae
Gene: TSLIG2
Product: chromosome 13 C2orf49 homolog
Exons: 4
Coding region: 188-895 (235 amino acids)
Biological process (GO): embryonic morphogenesis
Cellular component (GO): tRNA-splicing ligase complex
Source: RefSeq, a predicted model, not a curated record
UCGCCCCCGGGGAUAUUCCCCGGCGAGAGCCCAUUCGGCACCCCAGCCGACCCUGAGAGGCGGAACGGGACGGGCGGCGCACCCAGAGUGACGACGCACCCGAGACCGCCGCGCCGGCUGGGACGUCACUUCCGGGGCGCUUCCUCGCGGGGCCUUGUGGGUAGCCGGCCGGGGUCUCCUGGCGACGAUGAUGGCGGGGGAUGUGGGCGGUCGCAGCUGCCCCGAUUCGGAGCUGCUGCUGCACCCGGAGCUGCUGUCCCAGGAGUUCCUUCUCCUCACCCUGGAGCAGAAGAACAUAACUGUUGAAAAUGACAUGAGAGUAAACAAAGACAGUCUUACCGAUCUUUAUGUUCAGCAUGCGAUACCACUGCCGCAGAGAGAUUUGCCAAAGAAUAGAUGGGGGAAAGUGAUGGAAAAGAAAAGAGAACAACAUGAGAUAAAAAAUGAGACGAAAAGGAGUAGCACCGCAGACGGGUUUCGGAAAAGACCCCUCAUCGUGUUUGACGGGAGUUCAACAAGUACAAGCAUAAAAGUGAAGAAGAGCGAGAACGGAGACAAUGACCGACUCAAGUCCCGGCCUCAGGCCGGCGCUACCAGUAAUGCCUUUCGAAAAUUGUCAGAUUCCUCUUCAGGUGUUUCACCCCUAAUUUUGUCUUCCAAUUUGCCUACGAACAAUAGAAUGGAACACAAUAAUAAUGACACUAAACAGAACCAUGACUUAAUGCAUAGGAAAAGUCCUUCCGGCCCCGUGAAGUCGCCGCCUUUGUCGCCUGUAGGAACUACUCCGGUGAAGUUAAAGCGAGCCGCUCCCAAGGAGGAGGCCGAGGCCGAGGCCGCGAAUAACCUGAAGCCCCCAGAAGCAAAGAGGAAGAUACAGCAUGUUACAUGGCCGUGAAGGAAAGUUUCCAAAAAUGUAAAUAUAACUGUAACUGUAGUUUUUCAAACAAGUUCACAUUUACUGACAGUAUUUACAGAGAUCCUGAUUAUUGUGGAAUUUUCUUAAGAGGUUUAAAUUAGGUUCAAAAUAAUAAAGUCCUUUCCUUUCCUUUU